ACUACCCCAAUUUGAUCCCUCAAUAAAAUUACUACCUUGACAGCAGCAGCCACCACCGAGCAGUCUCAAACCGCCGCCUAUAAUUCCGACUCGCGUCUUCGUCGCCCGUAAUUCGAAGUUCGACUCAUUGUCACAGAGACCACAGUGAGCGAAAUUUUGGAGAGAGAAAAUUAUGGAGAAGACAAGUAAAGAGUUGUUGCAAUUGGAGCAGAAGGACCUUUUUAAAGAAUCAGCGUUGAUUGUUUGUGGGAAGAGCAAGAAAGUAGCAGAAGAGAGACCAAAUCCUGAAGGAAAGCCCUUAACUGCACCACUUCCUAAAAGCCAAGUGCUUGGUAAGGUGAAGGAUUUCUUAGGAGUACUAUCUGAAGCUAACAAAACUCUCCAGCUCAAUGCAAAGGACAAACCAAAGGAUUUCGACAUUGAAGUUCUAGAUGGUAAUGAAUCAGAGUACAUUGAAAUGGAUUUGAUGCUUGGUGUUACUGAUCUUCAAACUCCAGAAGCCAUAGAAGCCGCAGAGGCUGCAAUUGCUGGAAACCAGCCUGUUAUUAAUUUGUAUUCCAAUGAUGGUUCUUCGGAAUCAGAAUCUAGCAGUGAUGAUGAUGACAGUGAUAAUGAUAUUGAUGAAAAAGAAAAUCAGAAGCCUGGUUCGACUGGACAAUCAGAAAUGGAGUUAGAUGGUUCUUCAACACAACAAUCAGAAAGUCGUACAAAGAGAAAACGUCCAAAGAUUGUUGAGCUUCCAUGAUGAAACUCCUUUCUAGGAACAAAUAUCACAAUGGCGAUCAUGUUUGCCUGGGAGUGUUUCAAAUGAUGAUUUGUUUAGAUCUUUAUUCUGCAGUCUUGUAUGAUUUUACAUGUGAGCAAUUGUGAUCUAUAUGUAGUCUAAAUUUUGCUGCUUAGUCUUAUACAUGGGUGGCUAUUGCUUCGUUUUUCACCUCCGAAAUUCUCAAGUUUGUACACUACCGAAUGUACACGUUUGCUUUAUUAUAUUGCAAAGUUUACGGUUUGCCCUUGUUUUUCA
Molecule: messenger RNA, 1021 nt
Organism: Beta vulgaris subsp. vulgaris (sugar beet)
Lineage: Eukaryota; Viridiplantae; Streptophyta; Magnoliopsida; Caryophyllales; Amaranthaceae
Exons: 6
Coding region: 173-745 (190 amino acids)
Biological process (GO): box C/D snoRNP assembly
Molecular function (GO): box C/D methylation guide snoRNP complex binding
Source: RefSeq, a predicted model, not a curated record